CCGCCGGCCCUCCCGUCAGUCAGUCAGGCUGGGAGUCGGUCUGAGCGGCCGUCGCCUCCCCGGCCGUCUUGAGCGGCACCCUCCGUGCUCCUUUGCGGUCAGCGGCGGCGGCUGCACGGGCAGCGUCGCGGUCCCUCCGGAGGCGCGGCGUGGGCCGAGCGGCAGCCGCAGAGCGUCGAACCCAGCGCGGCGGCGGCGGCGGCGGCGGCGGCGGCCCGGCAGCCAACAUGGCGGCGGCAGCGGCAGCGGGCGCGGGCCCCGAGAUGGUCCGCGGGCAGGUGUUCGACGUGGGGCCGCGCUACACCAACCUCUCGUACAUCGGCGAGGGCGCCUACGGCAUGGUGUGUUCUGCAUAUGAUAACGUCAACAAAGUUCGAGUAGCUAUCAAGAAAAUCAGUCCUUUUGAACACCAGACCUACUGCCAGAGAACCCUGAGGGAGAUAAAAAUCUUACUGCGUUUCAGACAUGAGAACAUCAUUGGAAUUAACGAUAUUAUUCGAGCACCAACCAUUGAGCAAAUGAAAGAUGUCUAUAUAGUACAGGACCUCAUGGAAACAGAUCUCUACAAGCUCUUGAAGACGCAGCACCUCAGCAAUGACCACAUCUGCUAUUUUCUUUACCAGAUCCUCAGAGGGUUAAAAUAUAUCCAUUCAGCUAACGUACUACACCGUGACCUCAAACCUUCUAACCUGCUGCUCAACACCACCUGCGAUCUCAAGAUCUGUGACUUUGGCUUGGCCCGUGUUGCCGAUCCGGACCAUGAUCAUACAGGGUUCCUGACAGAGUACGUAGCCACACGUUGGUACAGGGCUCCAGAAAUUAUGUUGAAUUCCAAGGGCUAUACCAAGUCCAUUGAUAUUUGGUCCGUAGGCUGCAUUCUGGCAGAGAUGCUCUCCAAUAGGCCCAUCUUCCCGGGGAAGCAUUAUCUUGACCAGCUGAACCACAUUCUGGGUAUACUUGGAUCCCCAUCACAGGAAGACCUGAACUGUAUAAUAAAUUUAAAAGCUAGAAACUAUUUGCUUUCUCUUCCACACAAAAAUAAGGUGCCAUGGAACAGGCUGUUCCCAAAUGCUGACUCCAAAGCUCUGGAUUUACUGGACAAAAUGUUGACAUUCAACCCUCACAAGAGGAUUGAGGUAGAACAGGCUCUGGCCCACCCAUAUCUGGAGCAGUAUUAUGACCCAAGUGAUGAGCCCAUCGCUGAAGCACCAUUCAAGUUCGACAUGGAAUUGGAUGACUUGCCCAAGGAAAAGCUCAAAGAACUCAUAUUUGAAGAGACUGCUAGAUUCCAGCCAGGAUACAGAUCUUAAAUUCGUCAGGACAAGGGCUCAGAGGACUGGACGUGCUCAGACUUCGAUGUUCUCCCCAGUUCUUGACCCUGGUCCUGUCUCCAGCCCGUCUUGGCUUAUCCACCUUGACUCCUGUGAGCCAUUUGCAGGGGCGGUUUCUGGUAGUUGUGGCUUCUAUGCUUUCAAAGAAUUCCUCCAGUCCAGAGAACUGUUCCUGGCACCCCCGUGUGUCACCCACUGGUGACCUGUGGCAGUAUGUACUCCCAGAGCACCUGCUGCUUACUGUUGCUUUAGUCACUAACCGCUUUCUGGUUUGAAAGAUGCAGUGGUUCCUCCCUCCUGAACCCUUUCCCAUGUGACGCCCACUGACCCAUGCAGUCACCAGGGAGAGUUCUUUCCAAGUUCUCUCGUCACUGGCAUGUCACUUUAUGAUAGGGAAGGCUGCUACCUAGGGCACUUUAAGUCAGUGACAGCCCCUACUUGCACUUCGCCCUUUCACCAUAACUGGUUGCCCAGAGCGGGCCUUGUGGACACACCUGGGAUGGCGUUGCAGCCUUCUGCAAGUGCUCCAGUCUGGGGAAUCUUCGGAGCACUUGUCAGCCUCCUUUGUCAAGUCACAUUAGUCACUAACAUUUAAGGUAUGUGCUCUGCCCAGCUUUUUAAAAAGUCAGCCAUUUUUCUAAAUAAAAGGAAGAAAUACUGCAAUUACCAUCUGUAGAUUUACUAUGGUUACUUGUACCAUUUAUGGAGGUGUAACACAUUUGUCAAAAUGUGUUACAUGCAGUACUGAGUAUUUGCAAGAUUCAGUAAAAAGAUUUAAAAUGGCAGCUUCACUCAGGAUUUAGUGAGAGAAGUACAAAGGUCACAGCAGGCUGCCCGAUGUCACAGCAGAGCCCUGUGCACGGGUACAUGUGUGUACCCCAAGCCUCUUCAUGUGGUGGGCACAUUCAAUGCCUGCAGACUUAGAGAGGAACCCUGCGUCUUUAAAUGAGAAAGUGUACAAUUCUUUUCCCUCCUACAGCAUGUCAGCAUCUCAAGUUCAUUUUCCACCUACGAUAUAACAGUUUGUAAUAAAGCCUUCAUGAGCUCAUGACAUGAGGCACUGUUCUGUCGUCAAGCGCUCCACAAUGCUUGAUACUGCUGAGCUGAGACCAUCAGAAAAGCUAGCACUGAGUCAUGUUCAGAGCUCUAUCCCCUCUCUCCUUGAUCUCUUAAAGUAUCUGUUCCCGCCGCUGUGCACUGUGGCAUUGACUUGGUGUUCUGUCCCAGUGCAGUGCCUCCUCUUGACCCCCCCACUGCUCUGUGUGGUGAGAAACUUGCCUUGUUCAGUAAUUACUGUACCCUCGCAUGACUGUUACAGCUUUCUGUGCGGAGAUGACUGUCCAAGUGCCACAUGCCUAUGACUGAAACUAAAAAUCUAUUGUUACCUCUGAGUUGUGUUCCACGGAAAAUGCUAUCCAGCAGAUCACUUAGGAAAAAUAAUUCUAUUUUUAGCUUUUCAUUUCUCAGCUGUCCUUUUUUUUUCAUGUUUGAUUUUUGACAGCAAUGGAGAAUGGGUUAUCUAAAGAUUGCCUGCUAAUAUGAACAGAAAUGCACUUGUAAUUCAUGGAAAUAAAUGUACAUCUUCUAUCUUCAUACUCAUGCUAAGAUUUGGUGGUGAUUUCCUUUGGAUCAGCUUGUCCAAAUGGACGGUCAGGUUCGGUUUGUGUUUAGCAGGGAGAUGCCCACAGGCCUCCCCUUCCCAGCUGGGCACUGCCCCUGUGCUGCCAGUUUACCUAAGAUGGUUUAGAAAGCAUUUCAGUGGGGUCCUUUUUCCCCUCUGCAUAGCAGAGAAUCAAUUUGGACACACACAUUCCUUUAUUCAAAUCAAGAGGUCUAAAAUAGUAUGUCAAACUCUGAAGAAGCCCACAUGUCUCAGGUUGAAUUCUCUGGUUCUUUAUAAAGAGGGCCUGCCUGUGAGCCCCAGAGCUGCUUCUGGGCACACUGGAAAGCCGGGAGGGGCCGCCCAGCAUCACUUCACCCCCACGCCCCUUCCAGGGUCCCUGUGCCCACACUGCAUGGGCUGAAGAAGGAGGGCUGACUCCUCAGAAGUCAGGGCCACCUGUAGAUCCUUCCCUACAGCCCAUGAUUUUCACCUCCAUGCACAGAGCUGCCAUAUGAAGGUCCACACAGCAUGGACAUGAUACAGAGAUUUGACUGUCACUUGUUACAUUGAUAAGUUUCAGUUUUACUCUGUUGAAGUGGAAUAUUAGUAUUAUUGUUAGUCCUCUAGAUAGAAAGCCAUAGCCUUGGUUACUAAUAUCUGGGGACUAUGGGCUUUUCCCAUCCCUUUUGCUGGUAUCGUGGUCAGAUUGGCAUGUAACCACUAACCUCAUUCUAGACUCACCAGAGCCAUGAAGUUGUGUGCUGUUUAUUAAUCACACCAAGGCUCAGUUCAGCAGGUUAGAGGAUUGUCAUACCCAAGGUACCGGCUAUUAUUUGUGAUGGACUCAUCAUUUGGACCUUCUUUCAUCUCUAAAAAUGUACGAUUAGGUCAUGUAAAUUCAUUCUGAUGGUACCAAAUGCCUACACUAUUAGUAUGCUCGGAUAAGUUUUCAGACUAAUGGCUUUUUUGGGUGUCUAAAAUGUAAGCAAAAAAUUCCUGUUGGAACAUUCCAAUCCUUUGGUUUAGUAUAAAACAAAAUACCUAACAAGACAGUGGAAUGGAUUUGAGGGAACUCAUGGCAACUGUGCUGACACAAGUCUUCAAAGCUGAUAGAGGCACACAGACCAUUUUGCUGCGUAGGCAAAAGAAUGUGAUUGUGUUUGUGAGCAGUACACAGUGUGUGGUGUGUUCACAGAAAUUCCUCCUGCUGCAGGCCUCGGUGCUGCGUGCGGAGGGACCUGUCAGCUUUCAGGAGCCACAGAGACGCCUAGGUGGAUGUCUCUGAGGUGUCACACAGGCGUAUUCCCCACACCAUGUGCCAAGUCAUAUUCAGGCCGUCCAGAGUAGACUGUUCUACCUUUAUUUGCUUAUAUGUUAAUAUGGUUUUUAAACUGGUAACUUUUAUAUAGAGUGGUAACAGUAUGUUAAUACACACAUACGUAUGCUCACAUGCUUUGGGUCCUUCUGUAAUACUUUUAUAUUUGUAAAUCAAUGUUUUGGAGCAAUCCCAAGUUUAAGGGAAAUAUUUUUGUAAAUGUAGUGGCUUUGAAGAGCUGAGCAAUCCUUUUGCUUACACAUUUUUAAAGCAUUUGUGCUUUAAAAUUGUUCUGCUGGGGUUUGAAAUACGAUACUCCUAUAGUGCAGAUGAGAAGCAUGUAACAGUAGAGUAAAUGUGUGAUUUCUCUCACUGUAAUCCCACCCCGCACAGUGGAUCAAAACGCCUGGGACUCCAGAGGGACUCGUCCGCGGUUGCGCGGUCCCGUCUUUGUGCUGUGUACCCACAGAGGGCGCUCGAGAGAGCGAUGGAACCGCUUUGUGUCUGCUUUGUACUCUUGGUGCCUUCUUGGUAUUGUGCCCCAAAACUCUCGGCAUAGAUUAUUUAGUAUGAUGGUAGGUUUAAAAAAAAUGUCAAAGGAGGAUUUUAUUAAGAAUCUGAAUGUUUUAUUCAUUAUAUUGUUACAGUUUAACAUUUAUUUGUGAUAUUUGUGAUUUGGUUAAUCUGUAUAAAAACUGUAAGUAGAAAGGUUUAUAUUUCAUCUUAAUUCUUUGGAUGUUGUAAACGUACUUUUUAAAAGAUGGAUUAUUUGAAUGUUUAUGGCACCUGACUUGUAAAAAAAGAAAACUACAAAAAAUAUUAGAAUCAUUAAAUUGUGUCCCUUUGUUACCAAAAUAGCAUAGUACUGUGCAUGUAUGACUUAACUGGAAUUCCGUAUGUGAAAAUAUGAAAUUGCCUAGUCCUUCAUUACAGUGUUUCCCAAAUAA
Messenger RNA from Manis javanica (Malayan pangolin), 5196 nucleotides. It is a transcript of the gene MAPK1, whose product is annotated as mitogen-activated protein kinase 1. Gene Ontology annotation, molecular function: ATP binding; MAP kinase activity. The record is from RefSeq and is a predicted model, not a curated record. Gene Ontology annotation, biological process: protein phosphorylation. NCBI's taxonomy places the organism in Eukaryota, Metazoa, Chordata, Mammalia, Pholidota, Manidae.